AAAGAGAAAAAUGAAAAAGAAAGAAAAUUGAAUAGAUGAACCUGCUAACAGAUUGAAGUAGGACUGAAAUUGCUUCAUUUUCCCCUAGAAGUCAGUCUGUGUAGCUCUUUAUAGUCCAUAAAUUAAGCCGGCAGUGAGGUUUGUGUCCUUGAAGAGCGAAGCUGUCCCAGUUGGGACAGCUCCGCUGUCCACUAGAUGGCGCUGCUAGCCUACUGGGGUGGAUUGUUGCAGGGCUCGUAGGUGCGUACUCGCAUGCGUGGGAGCAGUGAAAAUGGCGCCACUCAGCUACCCAGUCUGUUCUCCUGGAUCAGCAAUCGUGCACUCGUCCUCUGUCUUCAACUCUCGUCCACUCUCCGCUUCUUCACUCUUCGUGACCAGGCUCCAGGCAGCACCUCUCUCCCAAGCCUUAUCUCAGAUGCGGCUGUUUUCCCUGGCCUCCUACUUCCGAAGGACUGCGGCUUUGACCCGUUCUGCCCCUCUGCGGGAUGGUCUCACCGAGCAAUGGCCGAAUGAGCAAUGGCUGAAUAUCGGCUGCACCCAGCUAUGCCCGUUGGACCCUGUUUUUGCCGGUGCCCCGAGACUGCGGCCAGAAUGCCAGCCCGCCCCAGAAAAAGUUCGCGAGACAGUGUAGCAGCAGCGUCUCAGGGAUUAUGGAAAAUUGCAGCACACAUCUGGCACCAGGCUGCACCCUUAACAACCUUGUCCCAGCACCAGCGAAUGUGGCCGCCUUCCGGGGUCUGCUGGGACCAGGUGGCUUCAACAGUCUUUACCAAAUGUCCUUCCAGCAGUGGAACCGCUUUUCCCCAUGAGGCCCGAGAACCUCCUGGACCCCACCCUCUUCCUGGGGGUUUGCCCUUCCCACCAGAGCACUGCCAGAAUGUCACUGUCUUCCAACACUUUAAAAGACUGAUUGAUCUAAGAAGACGAGGAGAGCCACAUCAGAUAGUGAGAUACAUCAAUCCUAAAGAGGCAGAGCUGCUAGAUGCUGCUGCGGGCAUUCAUGUACGAUUCAGAUUAGGUGGUGUUAAAUUUCCACCUGAUAUAUACUAUAAAAUUUUCACUCAUAGACCUAUUGAAGAUCUGUGUGCUAAUAGCCCUAGAGAUUAUACAAAACUUCCAGCAAAAUAUACGUCUCAUAUUAAAAGUGAUAAUCUUCAGGAAGAGGAUCAUCGUGGCUGGUAUCGUCGUAUCGAGAACAAUGGCUGGAGGCUUGUCUCUGAUACAUUUUGGGUGUCUCCGGAAAACGUAGAGGUGGGAGACAAAAAAGAAAGCGAAUUCCAUUUCUCUAAACUGAAGAGAAGGCAAGAUAUGGAAAAGAAAAGAAAAAUUAGAAAAAUAGAAUGGAUGAGGAAAAUGUACUAUACAGGAAGCCUAGAGGCCAGGUCAACAAAUGCUAAAACUCUAGGUUUAAUCCACACAGCAACGAAGGGGCUAAUGAGAGCUGUCGAAAUCGGUGGAAUAGAUUCGGUGAUGGAAUGGGAGGUGGAUGAAGUGCUCAACUGGACAAACACGCUGAACUUUGAUGAGUAUAUUGCCAACUGGAAGGAAAUUGCUACAAGCAACUCUUCAGCUAACUUCAAAAGUUUCCCAUUUGAGCAAGCACGGAAACGAGGAUACGACUAUGCGGAUAUAUCAGAGGAGAAAUUGGGAAUCCCAGAAGAUACUUUAGAUGGAAGUUUUUAUGAAAAACCAAAUUUUCCGAGACUAUCACCUGAUCUCACUUACGGAGUAUAAAGUUCUCCGCUUUCCUGAGCGGUAGCCCUUCACACCCCGACUCCAUCAGUUACUGUCAAGAAUCGUUUACUCUGACUGGAAUGACUUGUGUGUUCUUGGCACAGAAUCUGUCUACCUCAAGUAAAUAAGGAAGCCUAAAGAGAAAUAAGACAUCGGACUCAAAACAAUGGUCAUGAAAGUGUAGAAAUUAUUCCUUGUAUUCAAAGAAACUGCAGUAAUCUCACAGUCACACGUAAAUAAAUACAUUUAGGUGCAAAAAAAAAAAAAAACUUUGGAUUUUCUUCUUGAAGCAUUCUUCGGGUGUUCAUGUCAGAGCUCUUUUUCCAUUUAAAAAAGGAAAGGGGCACCUGGGUGGCUCAGUCUGUUAAGCGUCCAGCUUCGACUCAGGUCAUGAUCUUGGGGUCAGGGAGUGGGUCAGUGAGUUCGAGCCCCACGUCGGGCUCUGUGCUGACAGCUCGGAGUCUGGAGCCUGCUUCGGAUUCUGGGUUGCCCUCUCUCUCUGCCCCUCCCCCACUCAUGCUCUGUCUCUGUCUCUCAAAAAUGAAUACAUGUUAAAAAAAAAAAUCUAAAAUGAAUAAGGGCAGUGUAACAAGUUUUCCUUUUAUCUGAAAAGCAAAAGCCCAACCAGAAGCCCCAGCGUUAGUCACCUCAGAUCCUUGAAAUGAAACUAGGUCACGGGGCACCCUUAGCUCAAGGAGCUAGAAGAGCAAAAAUGUGUCUUUCAUCUUCCACAGGGAGAGGAGUAGAGGAGUGGAGGUAACUGCUGGGCCUCCCAUAUCCUUCAGGUCUGAAUUACUGCGUGUUCCCAGAAGCAUCCUUUGCUACGAGCCCUCAUCACCCUGGUCAUUCUGGGUCUUUAUUAUUUUGUAUUUUAGAGAGAGCAUGUGUGCAAGUGGGGUAGAGGGACAGAGAGAGAGAGAGAGAGAG
Messenger RNA from Neofelis nebulosa (Clouded leopard), 2661 nucleotides. It is a transcript of the gene C10H11orf65, whose product is annotated as chromosome 10 C11orf65 homolog. The record is from RefSeq and is a predicted model, not a curated record. The coding region runs from base 517 to 1734 and encodes 405 amino acids. The transcript has 8 exons. Lineage: Eukaryota; Metazoa; Chordata; Mammalia; Carnivora; Felidae.